Nannospalax galili (Upper Galilee mountains blind mole rat) is the source of this 3269-nucleotide messenger RNA. RefSeq names its product VPS41 subunit of HOPS complex (gene Vps41). Gene Ontology annotation, biological process: endosomal vesicle fusion; protein targeting to vacuole; cellular response to starvation. Gene Ontology annotation, molecular function: protein binding. The record is from RefSeq and is a predicted model, not a curated record. The coding region runs from base 36 to 2603 and encodes 855 amino acids. The transcript has 29 exons. Lineage: Eukaryota; Metazoa; Chordata; Mammalia; Rodentia; Spalacidae. Gene Ontology annotation, cellular component: late endosome; HOPS complex.
GUUCCGGGUCAGUCACAUGACUCUCGGGCUGCGCUAUGGCGGAAGCUGAGGAGCAGGAAACUGGGUCUCUUGAUGAAGAGUCUACAGAUGAGUCCGAGGAAGAAGAGAGUGAAGAGGAGCCCAAACUGAAGUACGAAAGGCUUUCCAAUGGGGUGACAGAGAUUCUUCAGAAGGAUGCAGCGAGCUGCAUGACAGUCCACGACAAGUUUUUGGCACUGGGCACACAUUAUGGCAAGGUUUAUUUACUUGAUGUCCAGGGAAACAUCACUCAGAAGUUUGAUGUAAGUCCUGUGAAGAUAAACCAGAUUAGCUUGGAUGAAAGCGGGGAACACAUGGGCGUGUGCUCUGAGGAUGGCAAGGUACAGGUAUUUGGACUGUAUUCUGGAGAAGAAUUUCAUGAGACUUUCGACUGUCCCAUUAAAAUCAUUGCAGUGCACCCGCAGUUCCUGAGAUCCAGUUGUAAGCAGUUCGUGACAGGAGGGAAGAAGUUGCUGCUGUUUGAACGGACGUGGAUGAACAGAUGGAAGUCUUCUGUCCUACAUGAAGGGGAGGGGAACAUACGGAGUGUGAAGUGGAGAGGCCAUCUGAUUGCUUGGGCCAACAAUAUGGGUGUGAAGAUUUUUGAUAUCACCUCAAAGCAAAGAAUCACCAAUGUCCCCCGAGAUGAUAUAAGUCUUCGUCCAGAUAUGUAUCCCUGCAGCCUCUGCUGGAAGGACAGUGUGACACUCAUUAUUGGCUGGGGAACUUCCAUCAAGAUAUGCUCAGUGAAGGAACGGCACGCCAGUGACAUGAGGGAUUUGCCCAGUCGAUAUGUUGAAAUAGUGUCACAGUUUGAAACUGAAUUCUUUAUUAGUGGACUCGCUCCUCUCUGUGAUCAGCUUGUUGUGCUUUCCUACGUAAAAGAAGUUUCAGAAAAAACGGAAAGAGAAUACUGUGCCAGGCCUCGACUAGACAUCAUCCAACCACUUCCUGAGACUUGUGAAGAGAUCUCUUCUGAUGCUUUAACAGUCAGAGACUUUCAGGAGAAUGAAUGCAGGGAUUAUCAUUUAGAAUAUUCCGAAGGGGAAUCACUAUUCUACAUUGUGAGUCCAAGAGACGUCGUAGUGGCCAAGGAACGAGACCAAGAUGAUCACAUCGACUGGCUCCUUGAAAAGAGGAAAUAUGAAGAAGCUUUGAUGGCUGCUGAAAUUAGCCAAAGGAAUAUUAAAAGACACAAGAUCCUGGAUAUUGGCUUGGCAUAUGUAAAUCACCUGGUAGAGAGAGGAGAAUAUGACAUGGCGGCACGCAAAUGUCAGAAGAUUCUUGGGAAAAAUGCAGCACUAUGGGAAUAUGAAGUUUAUAAAUUUAAAGAAAUCGGACAGCUUAAAGCUAUUAGUCCUUAUCUUCCGAGAGGAGAUCCAGUUCUGAAACCACUCAUCUAUGAAAUGAUCCUACACGAAUUUUUGGAAAGUGAUUAUGAGGGUUUUGCCACACUGAUCAGGGAAUGGCCUGGAGAUCUGUAUAACAAUUCAGUGAUUGUUCAGGCAGUCCGCGAGCACCUGAAGAGAGAUAGCCAAAACAAGACUCUAUUGAAAACCCUGGCAGAGUUGUACACCUAUGACAAAAAUUAUGGCAAUGCUCUGGAAAUAUACUUAGCAUUAAGACAUAAAGAUGUUUUCCAGUUGAUACACAAGCAUAAUCUUUUCAGCUCAAUCAAGGAUAAAAUUGUUUUAUUAAUGGAUUUUGAUUCAGAGAAAGCUGUUGACAUGCUUUUGGACAAUGAAGAUAAGAUUUCAAUUAAAAAAGUGGUAGAGGAAUUAGAAGACAGACCAGAAUUGCAGCAUGUGUAUUUGCAUAAGCUCUUCAAGAGGGACCAUCAUAAAGGUCAGCGCUACCAUGAAAAACAGAUCAGUCUUUAUGCUGAGUACGAUCGGCCAAACUUGCUUCCCUUUCUCCGAGACAGUACCCACUGCCCACUUGAAAAGGCUCUUGAGAUCUGUCAACAAAGAAACUUCGUAGAAGAGACAGUUUAUCUUCUGAGCCGAAUGGGUAACAGCCGAAGUGCCCUCAAGAUGAUUAUGGAGGAAUUACAUGAUGUUGAUAAAGCAAUUGAAUUUGCCAAGGAGCAGGAUGAUGGAGAGCUGUGGGAAGAUCUGAUUUUAUAUUCCAUUGACAAACCACCAUUCAUUACCGGCUUAUUAAACAACAUUGGCACGCAUGUUGACCCGAUUCUGCUGAUUCACCGUAUCAAGGAAGGAAUGGAGAUUCCCAACUUGAGAGAUUCGUUAGUUAAAAUUCUACAGGAUUAUAAUUUGCAGAUUCUGCUUCGGGAAGGCUGCAAGAAAAUUCUCGUCGCUGACUCUUUGUCAUUACUGAGGAAAAUGCACCGAACUCAAAUGAAAGGUGUUCUGGUCGAUGAAGAGAAUGUCUGUGAAUCAUGCCUUUCUCCUAUCCUUCCAACAGAUGCAGCUAAGCCUUUCAGCGUGGUGGUUUUCCAUUGCCGACACAUGUUCCACAAAGAGUGCCUGCCCAUGCCCAGCAUGAAUUCUCUUGCGCAGUACUGCAACAUCUGUAGUGCUAAGAGCCGAGGACCAGGAAGUGCAAUUUUGGAGAUGAAAAAGUAGCUGAGCUCUGCUGGUCAGCCUCUCUUUGCCACUCUAUUCCAGACUGUUCUUGGACCACAGCAGCUGUGCUGUCUCCAGCACUGUUCAGAGAUGUGUUCGUGUUGACCUUUGCUGUGGAUGAGUUUCUUCAUCCAGGCCUGCCUUACAGAUGCUCCUGCCUGCUGUUGACAGAGAAGUCAAGGCCACCCCCAUGCCUUGAAAUAUUUGGGUUCAUCAUUGAUAUUUCAACAUUCAUUGUUUGGUUCAUCCUUUAGUUAGCAAAUGAAAACCUAAAUCUCCGAAUUAGAAAUUACGUUUUUAGACCUCAGUAAGACCACUUGGGCAUGAGGCAUAGUACUGAGAACUGUCCAGCUGUCUGAGAACAGACUUUAGCUGCAGUGAUCCAGUGCACAGCUUGUUUCCAGAAGCUCUGCUGGCAGCAAUUGUUGCAUUCUGGGCUAUGCUGUUCUAUAUGUUGUCAACUGUGGUUAGCUUUCUAAUAUCUAUAUGUUGAAACACUGCAAAUUGUCACUUUCAGUGACAUCUGGAAUAACAUUAGCAGGCUGAUGUCCUAUAACCUUUCUAUUUGCUAAUUACAUGUUCUGUGCUUUCUGACUGGUAGAUAUCUGGUCCUAUCAGGCAUUCCAUGUUUGUUGAAUAAAUAAACAUUGAUCUUCUCAUUGUGAA